Trematosphaeria pertusa is the source of this 707-nucleotide messenger RNA. RefSeq names its product ribosomal protein L34e. The record is from RefSeq and is a predicted model, not a curated record. The transcript is spliced from 5 exons. Gene Ontology annotation, molecular function: structural constituent of ribosome. Gene Ontology annotation, biological process: translation. Bases 42 to 386 code for a protein of 114 amino acids. Lineage: Eukaryota; Fungi; Ascomycota; Dothideomycetes; Pleosporales; Trematosphaeriaceae. Gene Ontology annotation, cellular component: ribosome.
CAGAAUCCUCUACCGUCUGACUCCCCGGGAACACCAUCGCGAUGCCGUCCACGAGGCUUACCUACCGCCGACGGGCACCCUACAACACCAGCAGCCAGAACGUCCGAGUGAUCAAGACCCCCGGUGGACACCUCCGAUACCUGCACAUCAAGAAGAGGGGUACUGCCCCCAAGUGCGGUGACUGCGGCACCAAGCUUGCUGGCAUCCCCGCCCUCCGUCCCCGUGAAUACGCAACCAUCAGCCGCCCCAAGAAGACCGUCCAGCGUGCGUACGGUGGUUCGCGAUGCGCCAACUGCGUCCAGGACCGCAUCGUCCGCGCUUUCCUGAUUGAGGAGCAGAAGGUCGUGAAGAAGGUGCUCAAGGAGUCGCAGCAGAAGAAGCGCUAAGCGGUGGCGCGGUUGGGGAUCAGUGUCGAAAACUGGGCUAAAGGUGUUCAUGUGCAUUACGGGCAGUUCCCCGGUUCAGGCGGGCUUUCUUAGGACUACACGAUAUCAAGGCGAUUUCUGCAUCAUGCUCGGACGUCCGCCGAGGCAGUAGCUGGGUAGCACAAAAUCUCAGUGACAGCCACGACAUGUCCAUCCUGAUUCCAGUGCAGCGCGCAUGCCGCCAUAUUGCAAUUUAUGCUUAGAAGCUCCUCAUGAAGGCCUUCGACGAGCGUAACCCAGGGAAAUGCAAAUAUUGCUCCUUCUGGGUCCCUUCAACUUCGG